This is a messenger RNA of Alosa alosa (allis shad), 1718 nucleotides long. RefSeq names its product carbonic anhydrase IV b (gene ca4b). The record is from RefSeq and is a predicted model, not a curated record. Gene Ontology annotation, molecular function: zinc ion binding; carbonate dehydratase activity. The transcript is spliced from 8 exons. The coding region runs from base 35 to 961 and encodes 308 amino acids. Gene Ontology annotation, cellular component: plasma membrane. Lineage: Eukaryota; Metazoa; Chordata; Actinopteri; Clupeiformes; Clupeidae.
UCUGAGAUCAAACAGGUAUUAACAUCGAGACAACAUGAGGAUGCAUAUCUUAUAUGGCAUGUUUUUUCUAUUUUCUACGUUGAAAACAUCUUCAGGCGCUGAAUGGUGCUACCAGUCUCAGGUUACAUGUGCCAAGCCAUGUCAAGGUCCAUCUAAAUGGACAGAAGUAGCGAUGACUUGUGGUGGACAGGCCCAGUCUCCAAUCAACAUAGUCACCAAGAAGGCACGCACAGACGAGCGCCUUAAGCCACUCCAUUACACUGGCUACCAGUUUGGAUUCCACAGUGACAUCAUCAACAAUGGCCAUUAUGUCCAGGUGAGCCUACCAGACAGCGCAAAGAUUGAUGGUGGCAACUUGGAGUCGACUUACAAGACACUUCAGCUUCAUUUUCACUGGGGUGCCCAUGGAGGACCAGGGUCUGAACACACCAUUGAUGGAGAGCAGUAUCCUAUGGAGAUGCAUAUUGUUCAUAUAAAACAAGAAUAUCAUUCAAUAAGUGAGGCCCUAAAGGACAAAACUGGAGUUGCUGUUCUUGGAUUCUUUUACCAAGAAUCAGGAAGUUCAAACAAAAAAUAUGAAUCCAUUGUAAAUGCUCUGAAAUACAUCACACAGCCAGGUAAUAACACCACAGUGAAAGAUUUGUCUCUGGACAUGCUGAUCCCAUCUCAGGAAAACCUGACUACGUACUAUCGUUAUCAGGGCUCAUUGACUACUCCAGACUGUGAUGAGUCAGUGGUUUGGACUGUGUUUGAAAAUGCCAUUCCUCUCAGUAAAGAACAGCUGUCGGCAUUUUCCCAGCUAAGUUUUGCAGAUGGAAAAAACAUGACUGGCACUUACCGACCAGUGCAGCCUUUAAAUGGACGGGAGGUGUAUCGCUCUGGGAGUGUGGUGGUGUGGGUCAACACUGUGGUCCUCCUCAGCUCAGUACUAGCAGCAGUUGGCCUGUCUUUGCCAGACUGACGUUUUCUAUAUUUUGUUCAUCAAGGACAUCAUGUCAAAUGAAUCAUAAUAUUCAUGGCAUAUUGAUUAUGUUGAAUAUCUGCUAAUUAUGAGCAUUUGGCCGCUGCAUGUCAUCAGGUUACAAUUAGGCCCGUAUAUGAAAUAUUUUAAAGUCUUAAUUAUUGCAUUAGCCGAUUAUUCUGCCUGUUUAAAAUAUGUGGUUGAACAACUUUCACUUACACUAUCGGUCAAAAGUUUGGGGUCACUUAGAAAUGUCCAUCCCACUCCAUUAAAGACAGAAUACCAAGCUGAGAUCAGUUGCAUUGUCAGGGCAGCAGUUUUCAGAUUACAUUAUGUGCUUACAUAAUUGCAGAAGGGUUCUGUCUAUAAUGGAGUGGAAUGGAAUUUUCUAAGUGACCACAACAUUUUGCCUGGUAGUGUAUUUAUUGUUAUAUAGGCCUAUGUGUGAUAUUUGAGAUAUGAAGUACGUGAAGUAUGUGAAGUAUGUAAAGUAUUUGAUUGUCUGAUUUAUCUUUUAAACUACUACAUGGUCUGAAAAGAGUGGUGAAAUAAAAGCUUUUAUUGUCCUGAGAUAACAGUAUAUUCUGGAACAAAUUCAGCCUUCAUCUGGCACAGAUAUGUCCAAUGUCAAGGUCGGAUAUUUCAUUGUUGACCUACAUUGUUUGACUGAGUGAUGCAAGAGUUAAAGGCUGCAGUCAUUUGCAGAUAAGUGUUAACAAGUUCCUCCUUUUAAAUAAAAAUCUGGAAAAAAAUACUU